Molecule: messenger RNA, 1073 nt
Organism: Juglans microcarpa x Juglans regia
Lineage: Eukaryota; Viridiplantae; Streptophyta; Magnoliopsida; Fagales; Juglandaceae
Product: agamous-like MADS-box protein AP3
Exons: 8
Coding region: 97-903 (268 amino acids)
Biological process (GO): positive regulation of transcription by RNA polymerase II
Cellular component (GO): nucleus
Molecular function (GO): protein dimerization activity; DNA-binding transcription factor activity, RNA polymerase II-specific; RNA polymerase II cis-regulatory region sequence-specific DNA binding
Source: RefSeq, a predicted model, not a curated record
GCGCCGUCCCUGUCAGAUGUAGCAAACCCAAAACGAUGAAAUCAAUCAAUCAAAGCAGACUAAAAUAAACCGUACAAAACCAGUAAGACUGGGGAGAUGGGGGAGUGGUGGUUCCGUGACGGAGAGUUAUGGAGGCGGAAAGCUGAUGGUCCCGCAUUGGGAUGUGGGUCCCUGAUCAAUCUAGAAGAAAGGAAAACAAAGAUCGGGGGAAGAGAGAUCAUGGCGAGGGGUAAGAUCCAGAUCAAGAGGAUAGAGAACGAGACCAACAGGCAGGUCACGUACUCCAAAAGGCGGAAAGGUCUAUUCAAGAAGGCCCACGAGCUCACCGUUCUCUGCGAUGCCAAGGUUUCGCUUAUAAUGAUCUCUAGCAAUAAGAAGCUCCGUGAUUAUGUCAGCCCUUCCACCACAACGAAACAAAUAUUCGAUCAGUACCAGCACACUAUGGGCGUCGAUCUUUGGAGUUCGCACUAUGAGAGAAUGCAAGAAGAACUGAAGAAGUUGAAGGACGUGAAUAGGAGUCUAAGAAGGGAGAUAAGGCAUAGGAGGGGUGAAUCUCUGAUAGAUCUGAAUUUGGAGGAACUGUAUCAUCUCGAGCAGAACGUAGAAAGUGCUGUCAAGGUUAUUCGCGACCGCAAGCUACAGUACCACGUGAUCGGCAAAAAGACUGAUAUUCUCAAGAAAAAGAAAAAGAGGGCAGAAAGCAUACAUAAAGUUCUUCUACAUGAACUUGUUGCAAGAGAUGAAGAUCCAUACGGGUUAGUUGAUAAUGGAGGAGGAGAUUAUUGUGAUCCUGGUAUAAUUGGAUGCUCAAAUACAGAUUCUUGCAUGUUUGCUUUACGCCUGCAACCUAAUUUUCAUAUGGGAGAGGGGUCAGAUCUCACAACUUACACCUUGCUUGAGUAGCACCUGAGGUCCUGCGAAUUAAAAUCCCAGAUUUCAGUUACCAGUUCAUUUAUCAAGUUAUUUGUAGUGCCAGUACUGUUUAAGGUUUGGGUUCGACUUUAUGUAGCUGCAGAAUUAUCGUUUCUCGCCUACCUGUUAUGAUAGAAUAUGCAGUGGACUUGUUUGCUCUC